UAUUUGAGUAGAGAUGGCGACGAGUACAUUGAAAGUUUGGCACUGAAUAAAAAAGAAAAGACAUUAAUCAAUCAAGAAAAACUACAAAAAAUUAAAGCAGUUCUUCUUGACCCUAUAAAUACUACUCAAUAUACCUCUGCUUUUCGUUAUUGGGCUAGCAUUUUUUCUGAAAAUGAAAUUUCCAAUGAAUUUGGAUUAGAAAAUAUUCAGGAAUUAGUUAAUGAUUUAGAUGAUUUAAUCGAUAAUGCUAAUUCUAUACCUUUAAUGACAACUGAGUCUUCAAGUUUAAAUCAAGAUUCAAAUAUAGAAAUGCAACGCAACUUAGUUGAUGAUAAUAAUCACAAAAACCAAGAUACUGAUACA
Cetraspora pellucida is the source of this 363-nucleotide messenger RNA. NCBI's taxonomy places the organism in Eukaryota, Fungi, Glomeromycota, Glomeromycetes, Diversisporales, Gigasporaceae. The record is from the annotation of a GenBank genome assembly.